This is a messenger RNA of Sus scrofa (pig), 1620 nucleotides long. The record is from RefSeq and is a predicted model, not a curated record. NCBI's taxonomy places the organism in Eukaryota, Metazoa, Chordata, Mammalia, Artiodactyla, Suidae.
AUCCUAACCAAUGUUAAAUAUUGUCUGUCAUUUUGAUUUUCCCCUUAUGUAAAGGACAUGAUUUCUCUGUGACUGAAAAAUUUAGACAUACGUUUUUAUGAAAUAUGUCUUAAAACCAAAACACAGACCAGAAAGACAGUUAAAUUAGUCCAUCUUGAUGGUAUUAAGGCUCCUGCCAUUUUUCUGUCAUCAUUACAACUUCCAUUUCUGGUCAAAUUGAUCUAAUAUAGUCCUUUAGUAUAAAUAUAUUCACAAACAUCUGUUGUUCUCUUUUUAAUCUCCCCAAAGAAAGAAGUUAGUGCAUUAUUCAUUGAUAGGAUCAAAACAAUAUAAGAUGAUCCAGUUCCAACCUCUCUUCUGCAGGUGGGAGCUGGCCUGGGGCCAGGUGGAAAGGUGUCCGUGGAUGCCGGCAAGGGCGGCGAUCCUGGCCUGCUGCGCAUGCGGGCACUUUGGCCGGAAGAGGACCUCUCCCCCUCCCUCUCCAUUCCCAACUGCCAGUGCCCUGCUGAGGGGAGGGACAGCCAAGGCACCCCUGCUGGGAGCUCCCAGACCCGCUGCGGCGAGGGGAGGGGCGUGGCGUCCCCACCCCCCACCCCCCACCCAGACAGCUGAGCUGCAGCAGCGGCUCCAGACCUCCCGCCAGGCUAGGCGCUGGGCCUCUCAGGCUCCAGAGGCCAAGACGGGUGCGAGCAGAUGCUGGCCCUCUCCUGGGGGUCCCGAAGCGCCCAGACUCCACAGGCUUCGAGCUACACCUGAGCCAGGUCCAACAGCAGAGACCAUGCCUGUCCUCUCACCUGUGGGGGGAUCCCCUUGUAGACCCGCCGGCGCAUCUGCAGACCCUUACCAGCAGCCUGGAGAUCCUGUCACAAUGAGAUGAGGAGGAAAAAGAAGGCGGCCAGGAGGCCAAGGCCAGCAGCUGUCCUGCAGCACCGGGGUGUGAGCUCCCUGGGCCAGGGGAGCUGAGGGAAGGGAAGCUGCCAGCUGUGGAGGGCCCCACAGGCUCAUAGGACUCAUAUUUUGCUUAGGCAUCAAAAGCCCAGGGAACAAAAGAUAAACAUUGAUAAAGUGGACUUGAUUAAAUUUAAAACAGCUGUGCCUCAAGUGACAAGUGACACUGUCAAGAAAAUGACAACCCACACAAUGAAUAAAAAUGUGAGACUGACCUGACAGAUGAGAGCAGUAUACAGUAUACAUCAUUCAACCAGUAUACAGAAUAUGGCCAAACUCCUUAUUCCACUAUAGAAAUGGCCCAAGUAGACAUUGGGCAGAGGGCCUGAAUAGACUUUCCUGCAAAAUCAAGGCCAAAGGGCACAGGAGACCAAUCUCAACAUUAGCAUCAGGGGGAUGCAAAUCAAAGCCAGCAGAGGACCAAACUUUUCACCCACUGGAGUGGCUGUUACUGAUCAAAUGAGGAUGUGGAAAAGCUGGCACUUUCCUGUUUGGCUGGCAGGAUUGUAAAAUGGGGCAAUUUCUUUGGAAAACCAGGCCUUUCUCCAAAAGUUAAAUGAAGAGUUGCCACAUGAUACAACAGGUCCUUUCCCAGGUAUACACCCAAGAGAGAGGAAGACAGGGACACAGAUAGAUGUACAUGCACAUUCAUAGCAGAGCUACUCCCAAGAG